AUGCCGUCUCCACCAAGAAGCGCAAUAUCAUUUCCGAGUCAGGCCGACCUCUUCUAUUUCUGCACCACCUCAUCAACCUCCGAAGAAGACCUCAACAUCCACUAUGCCCCUCCAUCAAAGUCCUCAUUACGCAUCGGCGUGCUGGUACUCAGCAACGACCAAAUCCAACUAGCCGACCUAGCCGCACUUGACCUCCUCGCCAUGGUCGGAAGAAACAGAAUUAGCAGAAUGCACGCCACGGCAUCCGCCAUUGACUCGGCCGUGGACGAAAUCGACAUUCGAUAUGUCAGUGUGACCGGAGAGGGGAGUUUUCCUGUCACGGCUGGCACGCGAAUGCCGGUGACGAACUCGUUCGACAAUGCGCCUCAAUUCGACAUCCUCGUCAUCCCUGGAUCCUUCUCAGCGACCGCAAUGCCGGUAGAAGCUACCUCCUUCCUCACCUCGCAAUGUCUAAACCCCAAUCUCAUCGCCAUCAUAAGUAUAGCCUCAGGGAUCUAUCCCCUCGUCCAAGCUGGCAUCUUACACGGCACACGAGCCGCAGCACCCAGAUCGCUACUCCCAAUGCUGCAGCAACAGUAUCCUGAGACGCUAUGGCAGCAUUCUUCCUGGGCCCGCCACGAGAAAGUGUGGUCGAGCAACUCGGCCGUUUCGGCUCUCGAUAUGGUUUCCACGUGGAUGCGCGAGUACUUUUGGGAUAGAAGCGAGACGGUCGACUUUGCGCUUACGGUUGCGGGUAUGGGCUCGCUUUAUGACUAUAAUCACUGCGAUUAUUGA
This is a messenger RNA of Alternaria incomplexa, 774 nucleotides long. RefSeq lists its product as uncharacterized. The transcript has 2 exons. The record is from RefSeq and is a predicted model, not a curated record. The coding region runs from base 1 to 774 and encodes 257 amino acids. Lineage: Eukaryota; Fungi; Ascomycota; Dothideomycetes; Pleosporales; Pleosporaceae.